UGGCUGUGCUGGUUUUCAAAUCGCCAUCUUAGAUGGGUCAAAUCGCCAUCUUGCUUAGGUAACCCUAAGCAAGAUGGCGGCAAUGCCAAAUCCUGCCUACAGCACCUUUAAGAAAACUAACUUGGUUAACCAAAUCAAAAGAGAGCUCUCAUUCAACUUGACCCAACUUUUAUUGUGAAGUCACUGUGAAAAUGCUGUUCCCGUAAUGCACAGAGUAUGCACGCACCAUAGAAUCAAUUGAGUGCCAGCUUGACCGUGCUUUCUGAAAUGAGGACGGGCUUGACCGCAGUGGUAGGUUUGUAUUCAGUGGAGUGAGAAUCUAUUCAGAAGAAAUGCUGGCAUUUGCCUGAACGCAUCACUGGAGAACCGAAAGAGAAACUACACAAAGGCUGGUGUGUGUGUGUGUGCGUGUGUGUGUGUCAUCAGACUAAAGCAAGUUCAUGAUACGAUUGCAGCAUUUGCUUUGACAGAGUCUCAGAAAGAAAAACCCUGCUGGAGAAACAAGUGUGAAGUUGAGUCUGUUCAGUGAAGGAUAAUGUCUAAAGGGAAGAGCAAGGGACGAGGACGUGACUCAAGCUUCACCAAAGAUAAUCAGUUCUAUGGCCUCAGAAACCAAGGAUCAACAUCUUACUUGAACAGCGUGCUGCAGGUGCUGUUCAUGAAUGAAGAGUUCAGAGAAGCUGUGAAAAGGCACACUGAGGACAACAGUAACACAACACACAUUGACAGACAGCUGUCAGAGCUGUUUGAUGAGUUAAAGAAAGGCCCAGCAGAGACCAUCGGAAUCACAGACAAGCUGGGAAUUCGCUCAGUGCAUAAACAAAGUGAUGCAGCAGAACACUUUGAGAAGAUUUUGGCGCUCACCAGUCCCGAGGCGUCAAAGAUAUUUCAAGGAAAUCUGGUCCACACAACAGAGUGUCUUAAAUGUCACAACAAAACUUGUGAAGAGGGGAGAUUUUGGCAUUUUCCUCUUCCACUGGAGGAUUCCUGCGGUCAAAGCUACAGCGUGGGUCAGAUCUAUGAUCUGUAUGCAUUUGUAGAACAUGUUGGCAGUUUGAAAAGUGGACACUACACAGCCACAGUCAAGUCUCAGGACGGCAGAGGAGCCAGAUGGUACAACUUCCAUGAUUCGAGCGUUACGCAGCUUAAUGACAAACUUUUCAAUGAGGACAACAAGAAAGACAGUCCUUACCUUCUGUUUUACAGGAAGAGAAAAGAGAUCGAUCCAGACAUCAGGGAACGGUCGACCAGCAGCUCUGCUCAUGAGAGAGACGACCAGAGUGGAGAUGCUGUGAGGAGAGGUGGAGGUGGAAGUGCUGUGGGAGCAGACGACGCUGCAGCGGCUGAUUCCACCAGCAGAGAGGAAGAACCGCCAGUCAAACGAAGAAGCAGUGACACGUCCUGUUCAGCAGGGGGGUUAAGAGAUCCCUGCAGUACCGAGGUCCAGGACAACAGAGUUUCUGUCCAGCAGAGCAGGCAGAGUCAUCAGACUACUGAGAGUAGAGAUGACAAGAGAUGUGAAAACGUCCGUCUGGCUCAAAAUGCACAGCAAGAACCAGCGAGGAAGGAGAAGAUGAGAGAAAAAGAGGAAGAAAAGAAAGCAGCAACAAAUGUAGAAAAGCAGGGAAGAGAGAAAAAACAGCUCAGUGCAGAGAAUUAUUUUCAAAACAGUGUCAAAGAUCAUAAAAACAUAGAAGUAGAUGUGAUUAUAAAGAGCAAAUCAGAUCAUGUUAUUGAACAGCAAGAAAGGGAAGAAAGGAUUGCAACGCCAAACCAGAAAAGAGAGACGUCAAGUGGUGGCGGUGAAGAGAAAGAGCACAGAACAAAAGGAAAAGGCAAAACGGGUAAAGUGGCAGCAGGAAGUGAUGAGUUGAACCGUAGGCAUGAUGGCCGCCAAGUUUAUUCUCAGCCAAAAGCAAACAGAGAGGUUAAAACGAGUCAACAUGUCGCUGUGUCAGAGGAAGGUUUCACUGCGAUCCCAAGCAGCUCCUCUUCCACAAGGAAAGAAAGUCAGAAGCAGAACGAUCACACAGACUCUGCAUCUGUGUCGAAGAAUGAGGAAGAGGAAAGUUUGUGGAAAAAGAUUAAACAGAGUUUGAAAGUGAAAGAUAGAAAAAAAUAGAGAGAAAAGAAAGAAAAACAGAUGAAGAUGGAAAAAACACCAGACAAACCCAAAAAGAAGAAAAAGACUGGAGACAAGUUGUCUUGUUCUUUCAGUGAGGCCAAGGACUGACCAGGAUGUCAACAUAUCUUAUCCAGGAGAAAAAACAAAUACUUACAAUAGUCCUUUUUUUUCUUUUUUUUCUUUGAUGAGGGAAGUUUGUUGAAUGAUCAAGUGACAACAUUUUCACGUUAUCUGAGGAUAUGAAGGAAAGAAAAACAAUAUGUAGCAUCAAACGUGUGUAUUUGAAUAAUAUUGUCAUUUCAUGUUUUAGUGGUGGUGAUGUAACAUUGUAAAAGUGAAACUGUUUAAAUAAACAAAACUAAUUAAAACACAGAAUGUAAAAGUU
This is a messenger RNA of Salarias fasciatus (jewelled blenny), 2510 nucleotides long. RefSeq names its product splicing regulatory glutamine/lysine-rich protein 1-like. The record is from RefSeq and is a predicted model, not a curated record. Lineage: Eukaryota; Metazoa; Chordata; Actinopteri; Blenniiformes; Blenniidae. Bases 536 to 2122 code for a protein of 528 amino acids. Gene Ontology annotation, cellular component: nucleus; cytosol. The transcript has 9 exons. Gene Ontology annotation, biological process: protein deubiquitination. Gene Ontology annotation, molecular function: cysteine-type deubiquitinase activity.